UUAACAAAACAAGAAAAAAAAAACACGCUUGUCCAUCUCUCUUCUUCGCUGACGAUGGCUAUCAAGCAACAGAGAUUUCUCCGAUUCCGUUGUUUGGGAGUAAAAUUAGUGUGAAAUUGUGGUUUCUCCGAUCCCGUUGUUUCUCUGAUUUCUCUGGUUUAAGUGUGAAAGUGAAGAACCCUAAAAAUCAUUGCUUUAUUAAAAAAUUUGAAACGCAUCGAUGGAUUCGGCGUUUGUGGACAGAGCUUGGGACGAAUGGGAUACUACGGGUAACAUCGGUUCUUCCGGUAAGUUCUCCGAUUUACGUUUAUCUCUCGAUUAGGUUUUUGUUUUCUUCUUCUUGUUUGGGAAGAUUUUGAAAAGAAGAAGAACCCAGAAAAAAAAAAAAAAAAGAAUUCUUUUUGGUGAUUUGAUUGUUAAAAUUUGUUCAUACAAUCCAUUAAAGGCUGCUAUUUUGAUUAACUAUGAUCCUACAAGACAUUCUCGUCUCUUAUCAACAAUGUAAGCUAAUUCAUAAACUUUGAUGUAUGCUUCUAUAUAUGAUUUAGAUAAGAGUUCUUGAGGCUUAAUUUUGAAUUUGCAAACAUAAUAACAUCGAUUCAUGAGAAUUGGUUAGUUGCUCGGUGUUUAAAAACUUCCUAGCCUGCUGGUGAAGGAGCUAUUGUUAUGCAGACUUCGGCUUACGUGUUGACCGAGAAGCUGAAACAAGAGGAAAAGAAAACAAAGAAGCUGCAGGACAAUGUGCAGUCUUUACAGCUACGCCUCACUCCUAGAGAACACAUAUGCAGAGGACUUCAAGAUAAGGUGGGUAAUGGAUAUUCCCGUAUUUACUAUGGUGGGUGAGUGGAAAUGCAAAGAAGAAGAAUGGAAAUUUGAACCAUGGGAAGGCUGGUUUGGUUGUUGUGUACGUGUUAGGCAAAACAUGACGUACACGGCAUUUGUACGUACAUUAUGCGAGGUUUUCAGUUUGAAGUCCACCAAAUGCAAUCCAAUAAUUAGUUACUGGAUGCCGGGAAAGAUGUCAGUGAUGAUAGAAAGUAAACGCCCUCCUGUCUACAUUGACAAUCAAAUGAGCUUGGAUACCUUCUUUUUGAUUCGUGGUGGGGAUCCUAGUGUCACCUUGUUUGUCUCUUUCAUUACAACCGUCAAGGCACUCGGGAAUACUGUCCCUAGGACCGAUGGUGAGAGUUACCGUGUGUGUGGGAGUGCAACGACACCAAAUCCCAUCGUAGCGGCUUCAAAUGUAGAUGGAAAUAAUGAGGCCGUAGAUGAGCAAGACGACGUUGAAGACGAUAAAACAGAUGAGGAUGAAGAAGAGGAGGAGGACAACAAAGAUGGUGCUGGGUAUGAUGAUUAUCAGGGUGAUGAUGGAUCUAUGGGGGGAAGUACCCUCGAUCCUACUAUAGACGGUAGUGAAGGCAGUGGCGAAGAUUACGAUUACAACAAGUGGAACGAUGUAAUUAUUGAAGAAUAUGGAAUAGGGAAUGUUGAGGAGGACGUCAUUCUCACUCAACAAACGGUUCAACAUCCAGGGGAAUUCAGUCGUCUAUUGGCAGAGUGUACGUACACAAGUCAUCGUGUACGUGGGGGAGAUAACUCGGUUGACCGUACACCAUCGGUGACUCCAAGACGUACGUGUCAACAUGGUUUGUACCAAUGUACGUACACAACAUAAUGUGUACAAGAUACAGGCUGCGAAGGUAACACCGAUACCAAUAUUAAUGGUAUAAACAAAGUCUCUAGGGAUGAUGUUAUCGACCGUGGUAUUGGAGCUUCCCCAAGUGGGACACUAAAUGAUAAUCGGCUACUUACUGCACCUGGCGGAGAUAACAUUUCUCAUUCGGGUGACCGUACACCAACCGUGACUCCAAGACGUACGUGUCAACAUGGUUUGUACCAAUGUACGUACACUACAGAGUGUGUACAAGAUACAGGCUGCGAAGGUAACACGGAUAACAAUAUUAAUGGUAUAUACGAAGUCACUAUCGACCGUGGUAUUGGAGCUUCCGCAAGUGGGGCACUGAAUGAUAAUUGGUUAGUUACCGCAGCUGAGGCUUACGAAGUGUAUAAUGACUUUUCUACAUUACAUGGUGGCGAGUUGGAGAUUCUCGAUAAUGAUGCUGCUCCGGUAUUCGAUGAUUUAGCCAAUUUACGAGAUGAUGAGACACAAGUCGAACUGAGUACGACAGGUGAGACUUUGUAUGUUGGGAGUGUUUUUAAGAACAGAAAAGUCAUACAACAAACAAUGUCUUAUCUCGCAAUCAAAAAAUGCUUUUGCUACAAGCAACGUAGGUCAUGACCUACAAGAUUGGAGAUGGUCUGCGUUGAUUAUACUUGUCCAUGGCAUUUGACAGCUCAAGAUGUCAAGAAUUCAGAAUGUUUCAAAAUCACAUCGUAUGAUACCACCCAUACGUGUGACAUCGACACUCGUAAGAAUUAUAAUAAACAUGCUAGUUAUAAGCUUCUCGGAGAGGUAGUGAAGAGCAGAUACAGUUCUACGCAAGGGGGUCCGAGAGCUGUCGAUUUACCACAGUUGCUCCUAAAUGAUCUCAAUGUUCGGAUUUCAUAUUCUACCGCUUGGAGAGCUAAAGAGGUUGCAGUGGAAAAUGUAAGGGGGGAUGAUAUAAAAAGUUACAGGUUUUUGCCUACCUAUUUGUAUCUUCUUAAAUUAGCUAAUCCGGGUACGAUAACUCACCUACACUCUACACCUGAAGCUGAUGGUACGCAGCGCUUUAAGUAUGUUUUUGUAUCUCUCGGGGCUUCUAUAAAAGGUCUGAAGUAUAUGAGGAAGGUAAUUGUCGUAGAUGGAACGCAGCUAGUAGGACGUUACAAGGGAUGUCUCCUCAUUGCAUGUGCCCAAGACGGGAACUUCCAAAUAUUUCCAAUAGCGUUUGGUGUUGUGGAUGGUGAGACUGACGCUUCAUGGGUGUGGUUCUUUGAAAAAUUAGCUGACAUUGUUCCAGACAGUGAAGAUUUAAUGAUUGUAUCAGACAGACAUUCUUCAAUAUAUAAAGGCAUCAGUGUGGUUUAUCCGAAAGCUCAUCAUGGUGCAUGUGCAGUACACCUUGAGCGAAAUAUCUCCACCUAUUAUGGUAAGUAUGGUGUAUCUGGAUUAUUCUUCAGCGCUGCUAAAGCUUAAAGAGUGAGAGAUUUUGAAAAAUACUUCGAACAAUUAAGGGCUAAGAGUGCUGCAUGCGCAAAUUACUUAGAGGAAAUUGGAUUUGAGCAUUGGACAAGAGCUCACUGUAAAGGGGAACGCUACAAUAUCAUGUCUAGCAACAACUCGGAGUCUAUGAAUAAUGUCUUAACAAGAGCCAAAUCAUAUCCGAUUGUGUACAUGAUAGAGUUCAUUCGAGAGGUCCUAAUGCGAUGGUUCGCAGCGAGGAGGCAAAAAGUGGCUAGGUGUAAGUCUUUAGUGACGCCUGAGGUUGAUGAGCGUUUUCUCUAAGAUUUGCCUGCGUCAGGGAAAUUCGCGGUUAAGAUGUCUGGACCGUGGAGUUAUCAAGUUACAAGCAAGUCAGGUGAGCAUUUUCAUGUCGUUCUGGACGAGUGUACGUGUACGUGUCUUAGGUACACAAAGUUGAGAAUCCCAUGUGAACACGGUCUAGCAGCUGCAAUCGAGUUUGGAAUAGAUCCGAAGGUUGUUGUCGGAUGGUGGUAUGGCCUUCAAACGUUUUCCGAUUCUUUUCAAGAACCGAUUCUACCUAUCGCGGAUCCGAAGGAUGUUGUCAUCCCACAACAUAUAUCGGAUUUGAUACUAAUUCCUCCAUACAGUAGACGACCACCAGGAAGACCAACAACCAAAAGGAUUCCAUCUAGAGGUGAAAACCGGAAAAAGAGACAGAAAAGACUUAUUCCGAAUCAGUGCACACGAUGUAGACAAGCAGGUCAUAACAAGAAGACUUGCAAAAAUCCUAUUUAGUUCUCCUCAUAAGCUUUAUGUCUCCGCGAAGAUAGUGUACGUUUAUGUGUGGACAGUGUGUACCAAAGUGUUGUGACGGUGUACGUACGUUUAAUGUUUGCCAUCGUAUAACUAUGUACGUUUUCU
Arabidopsis lyrata subsp. lyrata is the source of this 4048-nucleotide messenger RNA. RefSeq lists its product as uncharacterized. Lineage: Eukaryota; Viridiplantae; Streptophyta; Magnoliopsida; Brassicales; Brassicaceae. Bases 740 to 1675 code for a protein of 311 amino acids. The record is from RefSeq and is a predicted model, not a curated record. The transcript has 4 exons.